Molecule: messenger RNA, 711 nt
Organism: Arachis stenosperma
Lineage: Eukaryota; Viridiplantae; Streptophyta; Magnoliopsida; Fabales; Fabaceae
Product: glutaredoxin-C6-like
Exons: 2
Coding region: 27-410 (127 amino acids)
Source: RefSeq, a predicted model, not a curated record
AAGUCCUCUUGCUACCUCCUCCUCCGAUGCAAGUUCAAAACGACGUCGUCGUCCCGGUUCCCCUCCAUCUUAGCACCAUGUCUUGUCCUUCCUUGUCCAUGGAGCUGGACGAAUCCACCGAAUCCCGAAUCCAGCGCCUAAUCACAGAGCACCCAGUCAUCAUCUUCACCCGCUCCUCCUGUUGCAUGUGCCACGUCAUGAAGAAUCUCCUCGCCACCAUCGGCGUCAACCCUACCGUCAUCAACCUCGACGACGAUGAGAUCGACGCCCUCCCUUCUCCCUCCGCCCCCGCCGCCUUUAUCGGCGGCACCUUCAUAGGCGGCCUGGAGUCCCUGGUUGCACUCCACGUCAGCGGCCUCCUCGUCCCCAAGCUCGUCCAAGUCGGUGCUCUAUCUCUGGGGUGGGAUUGAUCAGGUCCGUAGGUUGGGUCCCAUUGCAAAUUAUGAAGCAAUCAAGGCCGUAGGAUACCACAGUAACUUUCUCGCUUUGCUUUGGGAAUCGCUAAGCUUAUCUCUUUCUUCUCUUAUUCUCUAAAUUUUACUACUACUAAUAAUAUAUAUAAUCCAUGGAUGUAUUUGUGUUUACUUCUACUUAUGAAUAGUUUGAUCGUCUUCUUCCAUUUUUACUCUUGCUUUUGCUUCAUUUUAAGAAUGGCAAUCUCAACUUGCUUGGGUGGGACCAUUAUUAUUGCAGCCCUGGCCGUCCAUAUGA